UGUUAUCGAGCGUUAACGCAAAACCCGCCACACACGCAGGAUGCGUUCGUUCUAAUAAAGGGCACAUUUUAAAUUGAAAUUCUCUCUGAACAAGGAUGCUGCGAUUUGGCAAUUAUCGAGGAUUAAUCGCAAGAUGAAUUGUCGGCAAAAUGGAGCUAAAAUUUAUCAGUCUGUUGCAUGUUUACUGACGGUAUCGUUUUCUUUGGUUUUUGUUAAUGCAUCAUAUAAAACCGUGUGCUAUUAUGAAUCCUGGGCGGUGUAUCGCCGAGUCGAUUCCAGACUGGGUGCAGAGUUUUCCCUCAGCCCACCACCAUGCACGCACUUAAUUUAUGCUUUCGCCAUUAUUAAAGACGGAGAAAUUAUUUCUUUUGAUCCACAAGUUGACCUGGAUGGGACGGGUCAGUAUGGCGGAUACCAGAAGUUUAAUCAAAUUAACAGAGGGUCAAAACCGAUAAAAACAUUACUGGCGGUGGGCGGGUGGAAUGCCGGCUCGAAAGAGUUUUCCGACAUGGCCAGUUCGUCUGACACGCGCGAAGCUUUUGCUCAACAAGCUAUUACGUUUCUGCGGAAGUACGGCUUUCAAGGAUUAGAUCUCGACUGGGAAUAUCCGGCUGACCGUGAAGGAUCGCGUCCGGAAGAUAAGGAUAACUUUUCUGAUCUGCUGCAAGAUUUGCGCAAUGCUUUUGAUGCCGAGCAGCUGGAGAAUGGACAAGAACGACUUCUCCUAACAGCAGCCAUUUCGCCACAUCCGGAUAAAUUUGACAAAUCUUACGAUUUGAAAUCUCUCGGAAAGUACGUAGACUUUGUGAAUUUAAUGACGUAUGACUACGCGCGAGCGUCGUGGUCAUCGGAAAUCAAGCCCCAUAAUCCACUGACGAAACGACCGGAAGAUACAUCGUGGCAGUCGCAGCUGAACGCGGAAUGGGCGUGCCAGCGUAUGCUGCAGGAGGGAGUACCCAGUGAAAAGAUAAUUUUGGGAAUUCCCACAUAUGCCGUUACAUUUCGAGUGUCACGCGAUGCAGCGCCCGUCGUGCACGGCUCACACGAGGGAUCUGGCGAUGCCGGACCGGUCACCAAGGAGAAGGGUUAUUUGGCGUUUUAUGAGAUAUGCAGAAGAAUGAAAUUGGAAAAGGGUUGGAUUAGUGCCAUGGAUCCAUCGGGUGUGCCUGUUUGUUACCGAAAAAAUGAGUGGGUCUCGUAUGAAAACCCGAAAUCAGCCCGCUCUAAGGCUCUGUAUAUCAUGCGGAACAAACUGGGCGGAGCUAUGAUAUGGUCAUUAACGACUGAUGAUUUCAAUGGAUUCUGUUAUGGAAAGAAGUUCCCGCUGGUUCAAACGUUACGUGAUACAUUCGAUGCCGGCUCGAAAUUAAUGAAUCGUGCUUAUGGGAAUGCGUAUGAUUAUUCCGAAACAUCGAGCAGCCAAAAUAUUCCGCAGUACUGUGUUGCGGAUAUUACAAAAAAGAAGGCAACUAGUGCGCCGGAAACAGGCGCAUGUACAACGCAGGUCUACUGCCCAAAAAUCAAGAAGCCGUUCCUUCCUUACGAAUAUUCAUGUGUUCAGGUAUUAGGAAAGUGUUCGUAUCCUAAAAUGCAAAUUUGUGAUGUACCGCGACUUGCAGCGUCAACUGCGCCUAAAUACGCUUUAUAUCUGGACACCGGGAAGCCUGUAAAUAUUACUUGCCGCAUUAGUGCAUCGACCACUCCUAGCGCAGAGGUCACUGCAGUGACUGUAGUUGAAAAGUGCGGGAAGCGGAACUUUGUCUGCGAAUCCAAUCAGCUCGGUGGUUUUAACAUCAUCGAUUAUUUCUGUCCUCCGUAUUCCGACUUUGACACGACUUUGCGAGUAUGCAAACUAUCCGAAUCAGCAGACCCCGAUAUGGAAGAUGAUUCGUGCCAACUCCGCGGAAAGCAUUACGCCACCUGUUGUCAAGCCCAAGUACAAAGAAGUGAUUCCGCCAAAAUCUGGAUAUUACGGCGAACGACGACCGGUAUGUCCGUGUUGCCGCCACAACAGCGACUAAUAUUCAAAGGUGACCGCAAUGAUGAUGCAUUUUCGAAACUAAAUGGCAACGAUAACGGUGACAACCGAUUGCAACAAACUGGAGAUGAUGAGCUCGGCCCAAAACAGCUUCCACCGGCAAAGAUCGUACCAUCUACAGUUGUGAAAAGUGUACAAAGAAUUCCCAUUACGCCACCACCAGUACCGUUCAUGAAGAAGAAUAAUGUCAUAAGCCUCGAAGAACAACUGCGCCGCAGUAAUCUAGAAGACCAGCUUCAAGGAAACAGUGCAUCCAUACCUCAACUGCCACCACCGGAGACCGCUACCGAAGCGGCAGAUUCUGCACCUGUAAUUCCGGAGACUUUAGAACCUCCAUUGCUUCCGCCGCCACCGCGGAAGUCUGUACCGAAACUUUUCCUCCGCGAAAAGUCGCAGCGCGUGCAGUACGUGAAAGCACCCGGCAGUAAACAACAAUCCUUCGGUACCUGCUCUCCCAUCGGCAGCCGACUACAGAAUCCAGCCAAACCAUGCAGUUCCAGUUUCCUGCUGUGCUUGACGCCUUUCACUCAGCUAGAGUUUAACUGUGCUAAAGGUUUGAUAUUUGACCAGAGUCAGCAGAUUUGUGUUCCUAAAGGUUUGGUGCCUUGUUAAUUUUUGAAGAAGAAUACCGUACUUGUUUUCUCACAUUAUAAAGGCCGUUCGUGUUUAUAAACAUUUGAUAAUUUAUAGUUUCAAACAGCCAACAAAAUACAGCAGUCUGAUUUUAUUUGUUUUCAUUCGGCACAUUAUAUGACUGUGCAAUAUGCAUAAAC
Paramacrobiotus metropolitanus is the source of this 2811-nucleotide messenger RNA. RefSeq names its product oviduct-specific glycoprotein-like. Gene Ontology annotation, molecular function: chitin binding; chitinase activity. Gene Ontology annotation, biological process: chitin catabolic process; carbohydrate metabolic process. Lineage: Eukaryota; Metazoa; Tardigrada; Eutardigrada; Parachela; Macrobiotidae. Gene Ontology annotation, cellular component: extracellular region. The record is from RefSeq and is a predicted model, not a curated record. The transcript is spliced from 11 exons. The coding region runs from base 134 to 2650 and encodes 838 amino acids.